AGUAGAAAUUAAUACAAAAAUCAAGGAAUGUCAACCAUGGAUGACGUUCUUGAAAGUUGGGAAGAAAUCGAGGAAUCAGGAGCUCUCGACAAAAAGUUGGAUGCCCUCCAGUUAAAUGCAGUAGAAGCAUUAGAUGAAAUAGAAUCUUCUAGCUUCAAAACCAAUCACAGUACAAAUACAAGAAUGAUAAUACUAGGUGAAGAUGGUAUGAGAUCUCAAUAUGUACCACCAAAACCAACAGUAAAAAUAUUAAAAAGACCAACAAGAGAUUCACAGGGUAGUGGUGAUGGUCCAUUAGUAAAUGGAGAUAAACCAAAACAUCCUAUUAAAACAUUAAAACAGAGGGAACAAGAAUAUGCAGAAGCAAGGAAAAGAAUUCUAGGCGAAGAAAAAAGUCCCGAGGAGAAAGUAGAACAGGAAAUAAAUAGAAUACAACCAAAGGCAAUAACUCCGAGCGGUAGCGGUCUACCCAGUAAUGUUGUUCGCAUGCCUAUUGGACCAGACGGAACACGAGGGUUUAAUGUACGCAGGUAGCGCGUCUUCCAAGGAUCGACUUUUUCCACCUAUCUUUUUCCUCCUCUUCCUUCUUGUUGGCAUGAGGAAGAGAGGCGGCUAUGAGGCUGAUGGCAGACAACAGCGUGCUGUUUCUGUCAAAAUGCAAGCGCUAUGCUCCUGUCAUUUUGACAGGAGCAUAGUAAGAGCUAUGCCCUCCAGGCACUGCUUCAC
This is a messenger RNA of Dufourea novaeangliae, 726 nucleotides long. RefSeq names its product SUZ domain-containing protein 1. The record is from RefSeq and is a predicted model, not a curated record. Lineage: Eukaryota; Metazoa; Arthropoda; Insecta; Hymenoptera; Halictidae. The coding region runs from base 28 to 534 and encodes 168 amino acids. The transcript is spliced from 4 exons.